AUGUUGCCGAUGCAGUUGGUGGAGGGAAAAAGUUUCAUAGAACUUUUGAAUGUCCUAGACGCGCGAUACACAGUGCCAAGUAGAAAAUAUCUCAGCGGAACUGCUCUCACCACCCUCUAUGAUAAAACUCGUAAAGCUGUGAUGAGUGAAGUGCAAGAGGUGAAACACUUCGCAACAACAACCGAUUUAUGGUCUAACAGAACAUCGGAGCCAUACCUCUCUCUGACCGUGCAUUUCAUUGAUGAAUCGUGGAAACUUCGGAGCUACUGUUUGCAAACGUCCUAUUUCCCAGAUGCCCACACAGGAGAAAUCAUUGCCCUUGGUCUGAAAGAUGCCCUCGCAUCAUGGUCGCUGAGUGAACAGGACAUGGUCUGCAUGACCACCGACAGCGGUGCAAACGUCGUCAGUGCACUCAGAAUCAAUGACUGGAAAAGGCUACCUUGCUUUGGGCACCGGCUUCAUAUUGCAAUCGAGAGGAGAAUGCGUGAUGCAAGGAUAGACAGAGCCAUUGGUGUCUGCAAGAAGGUGGUUGCAGCCUUUUCCAAUAGCUGGAAUUUGAAAAAAGGACUGGCUGAUGCUCAAAAUCAGAUGAAGCUCCCAGAGCAUAAACUCAUCACAGAAUCACCAACAAGAUGGGGCUCAAGACAGCGCAUGAUAGAGAGGUUUGUUGUGCAAGAAAAGGCCAUUCGUCAUGUGCUAGGUGCUGACAAGAAGCGCAGGCAUCUCCUACCAACAUGGCAAGAUGUUGAUGUGCUAGGAUCAGUGAGCAAAGCACUUAGUCCCCUGCUGGAGUUUACAGAUGCCCUCUCAGGUGAGCAAGUAGUAACCAUCUCCUACCUGAAACCGGUACUGUCACUGUUUAACUCGGAGGUCCUGGCAGUGAAGUCUGAUGAUACAGAUCUCACAAAAAAAAAAAAAAAAUCAAGGAAACCAUUCUGGAUUACCUUAACACAAAGUACAGAGAUGACAAUGUGGAUGACCUUUUAAGUGUAGCAUCCAUGCUUGACCCGCAGUUUAAGAACUGCUACAAUGCCGAUGAUAAGAUGAUGAUGUCAACAAUUUCCUCUGAACUUAUGGCUAUGGCAACCCAAGAAGAGAGCGAUUCUCAAGGCCCUUCAACUUCCACAGCUCAAGAUGCCACUGCAGAGGGUGGAGCAGAGGGUGAUGAUGACACCUGUGAGCCAGCCAAAAAAACAAAGAAGUCUUUCGGCAGUUAUUUAAAAAAAAGUGAGAGGGGAGUCACAGGCUACUGGCAUAGAA
Molecule: messenger RNA, 1260 nt
Organism: Acanthopagrus latus (yellowfin seabream)
Lineage: Eukaryota; Metazoa; Chordata; Actinopteri; Spariformes; Sparidae
Product: E3 SUMO-protein ligase ZBED1-like
Exons: 2
Coding region: 1-987 (328 amino acids)
Source: RefSeq, a predicted model, not a curated record